UCCCCGGACCCAGGAAAGAGAGAGAGAGAGAGCGACAGAUUCAAAUCCAUCAAGGUAUAUUCUCUCUCUCUCCCUCCCUCCCUCCCUCCUCGGCAAUGUUAAAUUUGUACUCCAUGUUCAAUUACUAAUGCAUUGCUUAUACCCUAAAUCCUAAUUCCCAUUUAAACAAGAUCCAUCCAUUGAAGGAGUGCCUAGGCCAUACUCUCUCUCUCUCUCCUUCCUUCUGGGCCAUGUGCAUCGCUUUUGGGGUCACGAAAUGUGAGAUGUUCCUAUUAUAAGGAAGAGACCAUCACGACUAAGAUGCGAUGACCUCAGAAAAGGAAAGUUUUGAUCUUUCAGGACCCUUACACCUAACUUGUGUUGACUGGAGCAAUGUGGAUCACCGAAGGUCUGUUGCUGCUUGCUUGGUACAGGGUGUCUACAUCUUAGAGCGAGACCGCCAGGAAAAUAGACAUGGCCCCCAAGCUCUUGCUUCUCGUUGGUGGGAGUUCUUUGGUUUCCGAUUGCACACUCAGCUCAUUGAUGAUGCUGACCACUCCAUCUUUGGCGCCAUCUAUGAACUCAUGCCACCAUCCUACUCCAAGCACUUAACAAUAAAAGGAACUCCGCGUUACAUAAUUGCCUUCCGAGGCACCCUAACCAAGGGAGAUGCAUUUUUAAGGGAUUUCCAACUGGACCUCCACAUCAUCAAAAAUGGGCUCCACCAGACAUCCCGUUUUGAGAUUGCCAUGCAAUCCGUUCGGAAUGCAGUUGCUGCAUUCGGAAAUUCGAACAUAUGGUUAUCUGGCCAUUCAAUGGGGGCAGCCAUGGCAAUGCUCGCCGGAAAGACCAUGGCGAAAACAGGCGUUUUUCUUGAAGCUUUUCUCUUUAAUCCGCCUUUCUUUUCUGCACCUAUUGAGAGAAUUAAAGACAAGAAUGUGAGGCAUGGGAUCCGAAUUGCGAGCAGUUUUCUAGCCGCAGGGCUCACCGUUGCUCUGAAGGCUCGUCGCGGCCACCACCAGAAGAGGGAAGAUCCUUUUGUGGCCUUGUCGGAAUGGGUCCCACGUCUGUAUGUGCAUCCGGGUGAUCACAUUUGCUCGGAGUAUAUAGGGUAUUUCGAUCACAGGAAGAAGAUGGAGGAUAUAGGAGCCGGGGGUAUCGAGAGGUUGGCCACCCAGAAUUCGCUUGGGGGUCUCGUGAUGAGUGCAAUGGGGAAGGAGAGUGAAGAACCGUUGCACCUUAUUCCCUCAGCUCAUUUAAUUGUUAAUUUAAUUCCCGCGGAAGAUUUCAAACAAGCUCAUGGAAUUCACCAGUGGUGGAGACCCGAUCUGCAGUUGCAGUCCAAGGUGUACAAUUACAGUUUGGCCAACCCUUUGGAGUAGCAAUUUGUGGGCACGUUUUAUGUCAAUUCACUUUCAACUUCUAGCAAGGGUGGAUUUAACCAUGUUUCUGGAUUUAUGAGAGCUACUUAUUUCGUCCCAUUUUAUUUGCUUACUGUAUUAUUUUGGGAUGUAACAAAGUGUUUUUUUUUCCUUGAAAAAGUAAAAAGAGUUUGUAGAUUUCAUGAACUAAUCCUCGUAAAUGACUAAAAACAGUUGUUAAAGUAGAGAAAAAUCUCAUCAAAAUUUCUAUGGAGACAUACAUUAAUUG
This is a messenger RNA of Rhododendron vialii, 1629 nucleotides long. RefSeq names its product GDSL esterase/lipase At4g10955-like. Gene Ontology annotation, biological process: lipid metabolic process. The record is from RefSeq and is a predicted model, not a curated record. NCBI's taxonomy places the organism in Eukaryota, Viridiplantae, Streptophyta, Magnoliopsida, Ericales, Ericaceae. Bases 306 to 1361 code for a protein of 351 amino acids. The transcript has 4 exons.